Messenger RNA from Schistocerca nitens (vagrant locust), 894 nucleotides. RefSeq lists its product as uncharacterized. The transcript has 2 exons. The coding region runs from base 1 to 894 and encodes 297 amino acids. The record is from RefSeq and is a predicted model, not a curated record. NCBI's taxonomy places the organism in Eukaryota, Metazoa, Arthropoda, Insecta, Orthoptera, Acrididae.
AUGCAUGCGAUGGGGCUGCACUCGGCGCUGGCCAUCAAGCGGCAGCGCAAGCGGCGCGAGGAGCAGCGGCGGGCGCGCGAGCGCCGCUUCAGCACGCAGAGCACCGAGUCGGGCCUCACGUCGCCGCACAACAGCAUCGCCAGCCUGGACCGGCAGCGUGGCGCGCGCCACACCGCCGCCCACUCCAAGGCCACCGGCGACGCUGUCGGCUCCAAGGUGGUGACCAGCGUGGGCAUGAUGCACAUCGGCGUCGUGUUCCUGGUGCUGGGCGCCUUCCUGCUGGUGUCGGGGCUGCUGCCCACCGACCUCACCUCCUGGAGCACGCUGCCCGGCGGCGCCUGGUUCAACGAGCUGUCCAUCACGGGCGCGUUCGCCCUCUUCAUCGGCGUCUUCCUCGUGGUGCUGAACCGCAUCAUCUCGAAGCGCGAGGAGGACGUGCUGAACGAGUACGUGCAGCGCCAGCUGACGCGCUCGCGCUCGGGCCACCGGCUGGUGCGCGACGUGGAGACGGGCUGCCUGACGACGCGCGCGCAGCAGCGGCCGCGCGUCACCGAAGAGUCGGCCGCGUCGACGCCGGACCCCGAGGCGGCGGAGCCCGGGCCGCUGCACCUGCCGGCGGGCGGCGCGCUCGCCGGGGGCGGGCCGGCCUCGCCGCGCUCGCCGCCGCUCGCCGACGGCCUGCUGUCGCCGCACCACCAGCUGGAGCAGAUCGCCGAGGAGGAGCCGCUGCCCGCGCUCGCGCCCUACUGCGAGAAGGGCGAGGACGAGGCGCGCGGCCGCCACGGCAAGGACGUCUGCUCCAACGGCUCCACCACCGGCGGCAGCCUCAGCCCCGGGUCGCCGUCCGAGACGCAGGAGCUGCUGUCGGCGCGCGCGCGCUUCCUCAACAUGUGA